This is a messenger RNA of Racocetra persica, 1560 nucleotides long. The record is from the annotation of a GenBank genome assembly. NCBI's taxonomy places the organism in Eukaryota, Fungi, Glomeromycota, Glomeromycetes, Diversisporales, Gigasporaceae.
AUGCUUUCAGAGACAUCACCACAAACAAGAAGUUGGCUUAAGACGAAGAUUCAAAAUAUUAAGAGAACUGGUUUACAAUUUUCUGAUGACAUUUUAAUAUCCAUACUUGUUUGUCUCAUGUCAAGAGACAAGCAUUUAAUGUUGACAUGCAAACAAGAACAUACCGAAGAAUUAAAAACUAUGGUUGAACAGAUCUUUCAUAAUGUUUUUGGCUUGAGUUGUGCAACUGUCACUUGCGAUACCUCGCAAACUCCUGCUGACUUUAUUGGCAAUCUUUUUAGUCGACCAAAAGACGAUAAUUCUUAUUCUUCAAAUAGUACUCAUAUUGGUAAUUCCAUUCAAAAUAGUGCUGAGGAGUCAUUUAAUCGUUUACAACCACAAAAGUCUUACAGAUCAUUAAUAACAACAAGUUCGACAAAUUCAUUUGAGAAAAAACCACCCCAGGAAUUUAAAGGAAUAAAACGACAAUCUAAUUUAUCUUAUAGCCCUAGUCAUCCAUAUCAUAAUACAAAUUCAUCUAUAGACUCUAGUUUUAGUGAUGACGAUGAAUUAUCAAUUAAUGAAGUUGAUGAAUAUAGCUCACGAAAGUUGAAUGGACGUUCUCGAACUCUUGAUAGUCCUAAGGAAACAAAUUUCGUUUCAUCAAACUCCCAUCCACGUAGGAGAAAUACUUAUCUCGCAUCUCCAACGUCAACUCAACCUAUUGACAUUCCACAACGUCCAACUCUUAGCAUAUAUACUGGUUCUCCACGAAAAAAUACUUAUUCUUCAAAUUAUUCACACUUAAACUCUUAUUCUCAAUCUCCAAAUACUCCAAUUGACUUUUCAAGUUCUAAGAGAACGCAUGGGAGUAUAGGUACUGGAGGUUUUGAUUCAUAUUCUCCUCAUAAUUCUUCGUCUCGAAAAUUGGCUCAAGCUGUGAUAAUUGAGAGUUUAUCUAAUGCUAAUGAAAUAAUAUUUGCAUUUUUACUGGAGAUUCUUGCACAUAAAGAAGUAGCCGAUAAAUCAACAACUUUUUAUUUGCCAAAACCAUUUCUUAUUGUAGCUUUAUUGCCAGAAACAUAUCCAAGAUAUAGUCUACCUAAUCAAUUGAUGGAUAGAUUUUUCAUAAGCUAUAUGUACGAAGGAAUAAUAGGAUUUGGAAAAUCACCAAUUGUUAAUCGACGGAAUCCAAUGAUUAAGGAAAUGGACAUUGACAAAUUAUCAAAAGAUAUGGAUAAUGUUUCGGUUCAUAAUGACAUGCAACGAUAUAUGCGAGAUAUUGUUGUUGGAUUACGAACGCAUAGAACUGUCAAAAGAGGCAUAACGGCUCGAGCUUCAACCGAUUUGGUAACAUUUGUAAAGGCGUUGGCUGCUGUAUUUCAGCGUAAUUAUGUAACACCAGAACUAGUGUUAUUUGCAAGUGAGAAAGUAUUUUCCCAUAGAAUUGUAUUACGAGAAGUGGGAGAUGAUAAAAGUACAAUGUAUGGAACAAAUUUGAGAACUUUGUUAAAAAAAGUGAGAGGCCCUACAACAUCGGGAGAUGUUAUUGCGGAUGUUUUACGAGCUGUUUAUCCUCCU